GUUUGACCGCGUGGCGUGUAGAGUUCGCCAUUUUGUUGUGGUUUGCAAGAAGGGCCGUGUUGGGCGGAGUGGGUUCUGAUCGAAGGAUGAGCGAUGAGGACAGGGAUGUGGACGUUGAAAGUGACGAAGACGACGAUGACGGGAGUAUCUGCCUGGAUUCGCCAACGUCGGGAUCUCAGGCUUCUGGCCCAUAUUUGAGUCAGGUAGCGGAGAAGCGGGCGCACCACAAUGCGUUGGAGCGGAAACGCCGGGACCACAUCAAGGAGAGUUUCCACAGCCUCCGUGACUCCGUCCCGGCCUUGGAAGGGGAAAAGGUCUCGGUAGGCAUGAACAAAGAAACAGCCCCCAUGCCUUCGGUUUCCCGGGCACAGAUUCUGAAGAAGGCAGCAGACUAUAUUCAGUUUAUGAGGAGGAAAAACCACAGUCACCAGCAAGACAUUGAGGACCUCAAGAAACAGAAUAAUAUCCUUGAACAACAAAUUCGAUCUCUAGAAAAAGCUAAAUCCACAGGAGCGUUUGCCUCACAGACUGGGGUCAAUCUGCGUGGAGGACAGAUGCCAUUUGAUGGUGGCUCAGAAUCAGAGAGCUCUGAUGUAGAGGACAAAUCAGCAGGGAGUAGACGUAAGAAAUUAAAGACAGCACCCAGCUGAGGGACAUCUGUCAUAUGACGUAAGGCAGCAAAUCAUUGCUCGGGAUUUUAUCCUUCACAUGUUUGUGCAGGUCAACUCUAUGCCAACUGAUUCGUGCAGUCUGGUACAGGACAUGAGGAGAUGGAUCGCUGCGGGGAAUUAGCUGUGUGUAGGGUUGACACUCAUUAUCAUUUUACUGUUCAGCUUCAUGCCAACUAGGACAUUUACUUGCCAGAGGAAUGAUUUCCGUGCCGGAGAAGACGGAGAGUAACUUGUGAGUUCGAGAGGACUGAUCGUAACUUCUGUGGAUUCAAAUGGGCCAACUAAAGAUCUCAAUUUGGUCAUUUUAUUAGGUAAUUCCAUGAAUUGAUUUUCUACUGUUUGCAAGAAAGAGCAAUAUGGUUGGUAUAUUUGUGUUUUAUGUUUUUAUCACUUGAAAAAUAUGCAACUGUAACUGUGUGAGAAAAAUGUUGCCGGAAACCUUUUUAAUUUGAAGAAUGUACAUCUUGAAAAUCAAAUUUAACUUCAAAAUGGACCCUAUAUUUCCCACCUACCUGAUGCACAUUAGUAACAUAAGGGUUCUUGUCAUACAAGAUGCUGAUGUCUGAAGUAGUUUCCAUUCAGAUUAUGUUGUCAUGGUUAUGUCCAUGUCUGAAAAGGAUUCAGCUUGCUCAAAUGCCAAGUGAAACAUAAUUCUAGUUGAUAUGCCACAUUCAAGGCAGUCAUGUUUGAAGAAGUAUGUUGGUGUUUCUGAUAUUACUCCAGUGUUGCUCAAACUGAUCCCCCCCCCCCAGCUGCCAGGGUAUUACCGACUUACAGACAAGCAGUUACCAUGUGUGCUUUGUUAUUGGACCAUGGAGCUUAAUGAAUGCUUCUAAUACAUGUUGCCUUUGAUAGAUAGCAACUUCAGGUUUUACUAAGUGUUAGUCAACCAUUUUUAUAACUGGAAUUAGAUCUGUUACAAAAACUUGAAAAAAAUAUUUCUAAUGCCCUCUGUCUUCAUGAUCUUAUGAAGUAUCAAACCAUGAAAAAAGCACUUUUUCACAUAAUGGCUGUGAUAUGCAGUUAAGGCUAUGAGAUGUAUUUGAAACAAUUUACUCAACUUUUGAUAAGGUUAUUCUGAGUGGCUUCGUUCCAAGUUAAACAAAAAUACAUGAUUCAAUGAUAUUUUGUCCUCUAGUGUGUACAAGGAUAGGAUAACAAAUUCCAGUACCCCUAUCAGUUGUUGAGUGGUAAGCAAACUUGAUAUGAAAUGAUAAACAUACAUAUUCUGUUUUGUUCUUAUUGAAGAAGCUUAUGAUGCUGUUGAAAUGUAGAUGCAUUGUACUAAACCCUGAUGAAACUAGGUAGGAACAUGACCAGUUGCUACCUUUAGUUGUGAUCAGUGCAGGUCUAGUGAAUGUUACUCUUCACAGUGGUGGAGUUCAGAUACUAGAGCUCGUUUUAAAGUUGCCUCGGAGUUUGUUAUAUCUUAAGUGAACUGUAGAUAGAUACUUGAAUUGUUAUGUAUACAUUGUACUAAUUGUUGAGUUCAAGCGAGAACAUUUUAAUUUGGUUGUAGAAAUGACAUGUAUGUUAUACGAACAAGAUUUUUAGUCAAGGUGUAUUUAUUUCAUUCCCAAGUAGGUCUUCAGGUGUAUGAUAAUACGGAAUAGUAUUGUACAUGAUAACAGUACAGUAUUGUAUUGGAUAACAGUAUGGUAUUGCAUAUGAUAACUGACUUGUUGUUAUCCUUCAACACGAUUAAAUCAACAUUUCAUGAUUGAUUAAAGGAAUUUGUAAAUGUUGCACUUUUUAAACUCCUUGUAGGAUAAACAAAUAUUUGUUAAAAGGUUGAGAAAUAUUUUGGGUUGGGUUUGACUGCAUCUCUUCAUUAUUCUGAUAUGGUGAAACUAACUGUAUCAGAUAUGUCAUGUGUAAAUAAAUCCAUUGUAGAAUAUCCCUUGUUGAUGUGACUGUCCACUCCAUUUAGAACUCUAUCCAUGGUGAACAUGUACCCCCUACCCAAGACUGCUGCUGCUGCUGCUGCUGCUGAACUAGGCUGCUUAUGUCAACCGACACCAUGACACAAUGUGGAUAACAACAGGUCAUGACACAAUGUGGAUAUCAACCGGUCAUGAUACAAUUUAGAUAUCAACCGGUCAUGAUACAAUGUGGAUAACAACAGGUCAUGACACAAUGUUGAUAACAACAGGUCAUGACACAAUGUGGAUAUCAACCGGUCAUGAUACAAUGUAGAUAUCAACCGGUCAUGAUACAAUGUGGAUAUCCACAGGUCAUGAUACAAUGUGGAUAACAACAGGUCAUGAUACAAUGUGGAUGUAAACAGGUCAUGAUACACUGUGGAUAACAACAGGUCAUGAUACAAUGUGGAUGUAAACAGGUCAUGAUACACUGUGGAUAACAUUUCAUGAUACAAUGUGGAUGUAAACAGGUCAUGAUACAAAUUGGAUAUCAAACGGUCAUGAUUCAAUUUAGAUAUCAACCGGUCAUGAUACAAUGUGGAUAUCAACCGGUCAUGAUACAAUGUGGAUAACAACAGGUCAUGAUACAAAGUGGAUAUCAACCGGUCAUAAUACAAUGUGGAUAUCAACCGGUCAUGAUACAAUGUGGAUAACAACAGGUCAUGAUACAAAGUGGAUAUCAACCGGUCAUGAUACAAUGUGGAUAUCAACAGGUCAUGAUAUGAUGUGGCUAUGAACCAGUCAUGAUACAAUGUGGAUAACAGGUCAUGAUACAUUGUGGACAUCAACAAGUCAUGAUACAAUGUGGAUAUCAACCAGUCAUGAUACAAUGUGGAUAACAGGUCAUGAUACAAACUGGAUAUCAACAGGUCAUGAUAGAAAGUGGAUAUCAACUGCCCAUGAUACAUUGUGAAUAUCAACCGGUCAUGAUACAAUGUGGAUAUCAACCGGUCAUGAUACAAUAUGGAUAUCAACCAGUCAUGAUAUGACAUGGACAACUGGUUGCCAUACCAUGUGGAGAAGGAGAAGUGGCCUGUAUGUAACUUAAAAGAUUGAUGAUCUCCUUAUUCCAUACAGGGAUAUACAUUGUUAGACUGAUCAGAGGUGCUUACUGACCAGGGUGCUCAUCAGCGAAUACAUCAAUCACCCCAAACAAAAGAAACGUUAAGUAUCAUGCUUCUAAGAAUUCACAUUAUGAUCCAUAAGAACAUGUUACUUUUUUGUUUGAGUAUACUACACAAACAUCUGAGAAUGACAACAUAGUGUAACCAAGGUUACACCUGUCAACAACAUUGGACCUUAUCAUGUAGGAAUAAUGCUAGCAUGAACCAUGUUACACAUUGCGUAAAAGUUAUCACCAACUUCCCAUCAAGUCCCUAGUUGUGUUGCCUUUGUGGCCACUGGUGAGCUGUAUCAAUACACUGGUACGCAACAUGGAAGGUUACUGACUAACCAUUGAUGCUAACCUCCAUGUUCCCAUGCAGUAUAUUCUACUUCUAUGGUUGUAUGUGUUGACCUGCUUGUAGACUUGUUGUAGGCUGAUAACUAACAUUGCUGCUGCUCUACAUCUGACAACAUAGACUCAGUGCUCAGUAAUCAAAGUAUGAUAACUUCCUUCAGUUGUCUUAAGCAUGUUUCAGCUGAACUUUAUCUCAUCUUGAACUUCUCCUAUCUGACUGAGCUGGCCACUGUCCAGAGUUGUGCCUGGUAGCCAUUAGAGGCUUGUGGGUUUGAACUUCAAAGUAGCCUAGACAUGGAUCAGGUGGCGACUCCGUGGCUUGGUUCAUGUCAUCUUACCUUAGUGGCGUCGGUCAUUGAUUAUUUCAAUCGCAGGAUGGUCUGGUCCAGAUUAUACACUUCUCAAAAAGAAGUAAAAGAACACCCGAUUUUCACAUGACCAUAGUUAAUUUGUCAUGGCUGGUGGGUAACCUUCAAAUUGUGAGUGUUCUUUAAUUUGUUUUGAGCAGUAUCUAAAGAUUGCCAUUGUAUAAGGAUGCAAUAUUGCUGAGCAGCAAGACUGAAUGGGAACAGAUGAAAAGAAAUGUGUCCACUAGGCUGUAUGGGCACAUAGCCUAUGUUGUAAGGUACUGCAGUAGGCUUCAUGUUCCCUCCAGCAGCAGGUUUAGUAGUUUUUUAUGUGAAGCAGUCAUCACAGAGUGCAAUGUUUUACCCUUGACAGCAGUGAGCUGCUCUGUAUACUGGUCUAACCAUGAGAUUGUCUUCAUCAUAUGUGUAUUGUAAACUGUAGACUAAAGUGUUGAUACUUGUA
Molecule: messenger RNA, 4862 nt
Organism: Haliotis rufescens (red abalone)
Lineage: Eukaryota; Metazoa; Mollusca; Gastropoda; Lepetellida; Haliotidae
Product: protein max-like
Exons: 6
Coding region: 87-650 (187 amino acids)
Biological process (GO): positive regulation of transcription by RNA polymerase II
Cellular component (GO): RNA polymerase II transcription regulator complex
Molecular function (GO): DNA-binding transcription factor activity; protein dimerization activity
Source: RefSeq, a predicted model, not a curated record